Zingiber officinale is the source of this 2326-nucleotide messenger RNA. Its product is annotated as E3 ubiquitin protein ligase RIN2-like. The record is from RefSeq and is a predicted model, not a curated record. The transcript is spliced from 12 exons. Gene Ontology annotation, biological process: positive regulation of plant-type hypersensitive response; protein ubiquitination; ubiquitin-dependent protein catabolic process. Gene Ontology annotation, cellular component: cytosol; plasma membrane; ubiquitin ligase complex. NCBI's taxonomy places the organism in Eukaryota, Viridiplantae, Streptophyta, Magnoliopsida, Zingiberales, Zingiberaceae. Gene Ontology annotation, molecular function: ubiquitin protein ligase activity; ubiquitin binding. Bases 453 to 2201 code for a protein of 582 amino acids.
AAGCGAGGCGAAAGCAAAUCCGUCGGUGCCGUGGAAAAGGCAUCGGCUUUGAUCUGUGCACCUUCGAUCGGCGAUUUGUAUCGAUCGCUGUUCGUCGUGCUCCUCUCCUUCCAAUCCAAUCCACAAAUUCAAGUUUCUCUCUCAUUUUUGCCAGUUUCCAGCCUUCACGGCGAGGAGAGGAGGGGAAGACCGAUCGGGUCGAUUCGAGUCCUCCUCGUUUGAUGCGAUUGAACAAAGGGAUCGAUCAACACGGCAUGGAAAAGCGCACAAGGAUGGAAACUCCGAAACCCUCGUCACGCGCUACCUGACGGUUCUCCAUCUCCCGGUGCCGAUCUAGGGUUCUGGAUCCUUGGUUGUUGGCCAUUUGCUGCAUCGGGCACAGGGAACGUGGGGUUGCACAGAUUCUUCUUAGGGCUCUCUGCGAGCGGUGAACCUUCAGGAAGCGGGUGUGGAUGGCGGUCAAUUAUCUCUACCUGUCAGCCUUCAGCACGACGGCCGGACUCGUCGCGCUGCAGUGGUGGACGGGUUUCUCUCUUGAUGGGAUGACAAGGGAUGGGUUGAUUGGUGGGGAAGGCGGUGGCGAUCCAUCGGAGAGUGCAGGGAGCGAUCUGGUGCUGCUACUUAGUUCCCGUGUCACCGUGGCUCUACUUGUGAAUUUCGUGAUCAAUGUUUAUAUCCUGGCAGUGUUACUGCUCAAGUUGCUAUUCUUUGUCCAAUUGACUGCAUCGGAGACUAGAAAAGUUUUGGAACGAUUCAUUAACUACAUUAUGUACAAGGGAGCCUUUCUUCCAUUGGUUGUACCACUGAAGAUUUCUCAUGUGAUCUUUUGGUCAACUUGGUUGAUCUUUCUUUGUUCCCUUAAGAUUUUUCAAUCAGUUGCAAGAGAUCGGCUUGAAAGAUUAAAUGCAUCUCCUUCCAUGACACCAUUGAAGUACUUUCGAGUUUAUUCUUCCCUGUUGCUGGUUCUUUUUGCAGACUUCAUUUGGAUGAAGCUGUGUAUGGUGCUGUGCAGUUCAUAUAGUUCUAGUUUGCUUAUGCUGUUGUUCUUUGAGCCUUUGAGUGUAGCUUUUGAUACAUUACAGGUCAUUAUGAUACAUGGAUUUCAGUUAGCUGAGAUUUAUCAACGGCAUUCCAGUGGAAAUGCGAGCUUAAACUUUGAUAUUCAGAAAACAACAGCAGGUUCUCUGUCUGAAUGGAAGGGACUUAUCUUAAGACAUUGUGGUUUCAUUCUAGAUAUGAUGACUUUGGUAAUGUCAUUAGGCCAUUACUUAAUGACAUGGUGGCUUCAUGGCAUGGCAUUUCAUCUAGUAGAUAUUGCUCUCUUUCUUAAUUUGCGUGCUCUUGUAAGUGCGGUUGCAACACGAAUUAAAGCUUAUCUUAAGUUAAGGAAGGCCCUGACUUCCCUUGAUGGAGUACUUCCUGAUGCUACAUAUGAGGAACUUUGUGCUUAUAACGAUAAAUGUGCAAUAUGCAGAGAACCAAUGGCCAGGGCAAAAAAGCUCUCCUGCAAUCAUCUAUUCCAUCUCGUGUGUUUAAGAUCUUGGCUGGACCAGGGUCUGACUGAGGGCUACUCUUGCCCUACAUGUCGGAGGCCAUUAUUUGUUCCUAAUGCUCAAGAUGGCUCAAGGUCUGCUUCUGCAACUGGUACAGAUGGCAACCAACUUGUUGAACAUCUUAAUUUAGGAUUGAAUCAAGCAAGAGUUCCUGUUCAUGCACUACCUUUAGGAGCAUCUCCAAACCAGCGACAGAAUACUUCUGAUACAAUUUGGAGGAGCGCCGCCUUCAACCCCAACUUGACACCUCCAUGGGUGAACCAAGGGAUGGAUGGUGCUAGUUCAUCUAGUUCGGUCAGAUCUGUUGGAUUUGAAGGUGUUCAGAUGAUGAUGAGGCAGCUCACAUCAGUUAGCGACAACUUUGCUCAUAGCUCACUAGACAAUGCUGCGUGGAAUCUGUGGCCUUCUCAGCACCCGGCAUCUCCUAUUGUUCCUGCAUCUUCCUCCAUUAGACCCACCAGAAACACAACUGAUUUACGAAUUCGGAGGGCUCCAUCAUCACCCGUCAACAAUAGCAUGCCAGAGUUACUUGCAAUGGUAGAUAGAGUUCGUGAGGUUUUACCACACAUUCCCGAUGAGCUAAUUGUACAGGAUUUGCUGAGAACCAACAACAUCAAUAUAACCGUGAAUAAUCUUCUUGUACAAUAACACAACCCGAGUUGCAGUAAAUAUAUUUAUAUUUUUAUUUAUAUAUAUCCGUAUCAACUAUCAAGCUCUGUACAUUAAAAUUUGGCAGAUAUAGUGGAGAAUACACGUUGCCAUCAGUUACCGUA